Molecule: messenger RNA, 2322 nt
Organism: Penicillium taxi
Lineage: Eukaryota; Fungi; Ascomycota; Eurotiomycetes; Eurotiales; Aspergillaceae
Gene: pmt4
Product: dolichyl-phosphate-mannose-protein mannosyltransferase
Exons: 3
Coding region: 1-2322 (773 amino acids)
Biological process (GO): protein O-linked glycosylation via mannose
Cellular component (GO): endoplasmic reticulum; membrane
Molecular function (GO): dolichyl-phosphate-mannose-protein mannosyltransferase activity
Source: RefSeq, a predicted model, not a curated record
AUGUCAUCCCCUUCACCAUCUCUGCGCAAGAGAGGUCGAAAGAAGGAGACAUACGCGGCUGUUCCUUCGGACGAUUCCCUACCAAUUGUGUCAGUCCAGGCUCCAAAGUCCGAAUGGGAUUACUGGCUGGCCAUUUCCAUUCUCACUGUUUUGGCCUUUGCAACCCGUUUCUACCGCAUUGACUACCCUAAUGAGGUUGUUUUCGAUGAAGUCCACUUUGGCAAGUUCGCCUCAUACUACCUUCAACGUAUGUACUUCUUCGAUGUCCACCCGCCUUUUGGAAAGCUUCUUUUUGCCUUGAUGGGCUGGUUCGUGGGAUACGAUGGCCACUUCCUGUUCGAGAAUAUCGGUGAUUCCUACAUCGACAACAAUGUGCCUUACUUGGCUCUGCGUGCUAUGCCAGCUACCCUUGGUGCCAUUACCAUCCCCGUUGUUUUCUUGAUCAUGUGGGAGUCUGGGUACUCGCUUCCGGCCUGCGUUCUUGCAGCUGGACUCAUGGUGUUUGACAAUGCCCAUGUGGGCGAGGACCGUCUGAUCCUUAUGGAUUCCACCUUGGUGUUGACCAUGGCACUCAGUAUCUUGUGCUAUGUCCGAUUUUACAAGCUGCGACACCAAUCCUUUAGCCGGAAGUGGUGGAAGUGGCUCCUUUUGACUGGAUUCUGCAUGAGCUGCGUCAUCUCGACCAAGUACGUGGGAUUCUUCACUUUCGUCACCAUUGGUUCUGCUGUCUUGAUCGACCUGUGGAACCUCUUGGAUAUUCACCGAAGUGAGGGAGCUCUGGACAUGUUCACUUGGGUCAAGCACUUUGGUGCCCGUCUUGUUGCGUUGGUCAUCAUUCCCUUCUUUUUCUACCUCUUCUGGUUCCAGGUUCACUUUGCUAUCCUCACCCGGUCUGGACCUGGUGACGAGUUCAUGUCUCCCGAGUUCCAGGAGACCCUGAGUGACAAUGCGAUGACUGCUCAAUCUAUUGGCGUUCAGUACUUCGAUAGCAUCAGCAUUCGCCACAAGGACACCAAGGUUCUACUUCACAGCCACUGGGAGAAGUAUCCUCUCCGUUAUGACGAUGGCCGUAUCUCCAGCCAAGGCCAACAGGUUACCGGUUACCCCCACAAUGACACCAACAACCUGUGGCAGAUUUUGCCCACCAAGCCUCUGCCGGAAACUGACGAGCCCCAGAAUGUGCUGAACGGAGACGUUAUCCAACUGCUCCACAUUGGCACUGACAGCGUUCUCCUCACUCAUGACGUUGCCUCACCUUUCUACCCUACCAACCAGGAGUUCACUACCGUCUCGCGCGAGCUGGCUGAGGGUGAUCGACGCAACGACACCAAGUUCGAAAUCAGCAUCGAGAACGGCAAGCCUGGUCAAGAAUUCCGCACAUUUUCCAGUCUGUUCAAACUCGUCCAUGUCCCGACGCGGGUGGCUAUGUGGACACACACUACUCCUCUCCCCGAGUGGGGUUUCAAGCAGGCCGAGAUCAACGGUAACAAGAACCUCUUGCAGACCAGCAACUUGUGGUUUGCGGAGACCAUUGACAACCUGGAGCCUGACAGUCCCCGUCUCGUGCGCGAGGAGCGUAAACCAAAGACGCUGCCUUUCUUCCGCAAGUACUUUGAACUGCAAGGUGCCAUGUUCCACCACAACAAUGCCCUGACUAGCAGCCACCCCUACGCGACAGAGCCCUUCCAGUGGCCCUUCCUGUUGCGUGGAGUGAGCUUCUGGACCAAGAACGAGACUCGUGGUCAGAUCUACUUCUUAGGUAACCCUAUCGGCUGGUGGAUUGCCAGCAGUCUGCUGGCAGUGUUUGCCGGUAUUGUCGGUGCCGAUCAACUCUCUCUCCGCCGUGGAAUUGAUGCACUGGAAGAAAUUUGGGGACCUGGAACUCGUUCACGUCUGUACAACAGUACUGGGUUCUUGUUCUUGUGUUGGGCGGCCCACUAUUUCCCCUUCUGGCUGAUGGGCCGACAGCGCUUCCUGCACCACUACCUACCGUCCCACUUGGCAUCAACCCUAGUCGCAGGAGCGCUAAUUGAGUUUAUCUUCAACGUGCAGCCUUUAGAUCCCCGCACGGCUCAGCCCCCCGAGGAUGAUCCGUCGGGCAAGGCCAAGAGCUAUGGCAGCAUGCGCAGAUUUGUGACAGCUAAGGAGCGCAUGGGCCGCAAUUCGGUCGUUGCGGCAUGGAUCGCGACGCUCGUCAUUCUUGGGGCCACAAUCUGGGGCUUUUGCUUCUAUGCGCCACUGACUUACGGUACUCCCGGUCUUGACGUUGCUGGCAUCCAGGCUCGCCGGUGGUUGAACUACGAUCUUCACUUUGCGAAAUAA